GAGAAGCCAAAUGGAAGAAUAAGAUUUGACUUGAGUGUGCUCGAACUAAAUUUUAUAAAGAAGAAAGAAACAGAAAACGAAAGAAAGAAAGAAAAAGGAAAGAGAGAGAAGAAAAAUUCAAUCAGAUCGAAUACAAUCUUGACGUCCGCAGCAACACACCUUUCUCUCUCUACUUUCUCUCUCUAAAAAGGACCUAAGCUUGAGAACAGAGUAGGGCCCUUCACUGAACAAGAACAAGAAGAGGAAGGAGAAACCCUAGAAAGAAAGGACCAACUCAGCUCAACUCAACUCAGCUCUACUCGGCUAUACUCAGCUUAACUCAACUCAACUCUUCAUAUUUCUGCGCACAAUUCAAAUUCCUUUUCCAUUCCGUUCUCAUUUUUUUUCCUCUCAGAACUGUUUUCUCUUCGGUUUCAACUCGACUCAUGCGGAAGGUGUUUGGAGUGUGCACAUUUCAAUGUUUGAGUUUGUUUCGGAAGCGCAGCAAGGGCUUGGACUUUGCGUUGAAAUGAAACGUUGUGUGGUUUGAGUGUUAGAGGGUUUGAUUGUGGUAAUUAUUGGGCUUAGGUUUUGAAAGGGAAGUAACAGUGAAGAGAAUGGUUCCUCCUGGCCCCCCUACGCCUCUUGGUGCCCAGUCUGUGCCGUCACUUUUGAGAUCGAAUUCUGGAAUGUUGGGGGGUCAAGGCGGCCCUGUGCCUUCACAAACUUCGUUCCCUUCGCUGGUUGCGCAGCGAAACCAGUUUAACAACAUGAACAUGAUAGGUAAUAUGUCUAAUGUAACUUCCUUAUUGAAUCAGUCUUUUCCGAAUGGAAUUCCGAAUUCUGGACUAGCUGGCCAUGGGAGCAGCCAGCGCGGUGGAGGGGUUGAUGCUGGGGCAGAAUCGGAUCCGCUCUCUGGUGUUGGCAGUGGAAUCAAUUUUGGCAAUGCUUUGCAAUCGAAUUUGGGUAACCCGGGUUCAUCUGGUCAAGGUCAGAGUCAACAAUUUUCAAAUGCUUCUGGUAACCAGAUGAUGUCAGAUCAACAGCAUUCCCAGCAACUCGAACUUCAGAGUUUUCAGCAUAGUCAACCAUCAAUGCAACAGUUCUCUGCUCCUCUGAACGCUCAGCAGCAACAACAGCAUUUUCAGUCAAUUCGUGGUGGAAUGGGUGGUGUUGGAUCGGUUAAGUUGGAGCCACAGGUAAACAACGACCAGUUUGGGCAGCAGCAGCAGCAAUUGUCUUCAAGGAAUCUUGCUCAGGUGAAGUUGGAACCUCAACAGCUUCAAACAAUGAGAAACAUGGCAGCAGUAAAAAUGGAGCCUCAACAUACUGAUCAACAGUUUUUGCAUCAGCAACAGCAACAGCAGCAACAACAACAACAACUUCUCCACAUGUCAAGGCAAUCCUCUCAGGCUGCUGCUGCUCACAUGAAUCAUCUGUUGCAGCAGCAGAGACUUUUGCAAUAUCAACAACAUCAGCAACAGCAACAACAACAACUCUUGAAGGCAAUGCCUCAACAACGACCCCAUCUACCACAGCAGUUUCAACAGCAGAAUAUGCGGUCUCCUGUGAAGCCUCCUUAUGAACCUGGAAUGUGUGCUAGGCGGCUAACCCAUUACAUGUAUCAGCAACAGCAUAGACCUGAAGAUAAUAACAUUGAAUUCUGGAGGAAAUUUGUUGCUGAGUAUUUUGCUCCGAAUGCCAAAAAGAAGUGGUGUGUUUCCAUGUAUGGAAGUGGCAGACAAACUACUGGAGUUUUCCCUCAGGAUGUAUGGCACUGUGAAAUAUGUAAUCGCAAACCUGGCCGUGGGUUUGAAGCAACUGCGGAGGUUCUUCCUAGGCUUUUCAAAAUAAAGUAUGAAAGUGGUACUCUGGAAGAGCUCCUUUAUGUUGACAUGCCUCGAGAAUACCAUAAUUCCUCUGGACAAAUUGUCCUAGAUUAUGCAAAAGCAAUACAAGAAAGUGUUUUUGAGCAACUUCGUGUUGUUCGUGAUGGUCAGCUUCGAAUAGUUUUUUCUCCAGACCUGAAGAUAUGCUCUUGGGAAUUUUGUGCUCGGCGACAUGAAGAGCUCAUUCCUAGAAGACUGUUAAUACCUCAGAUUAGUCAGCUUGGAGCAGUUGCUCAAAAAUACCAGGCAAUUACUCAAAAUGCGACACCCAACUUAUCUGUUCCAGAGUUACAAAGUAAUUGCAACAUGUUUGUUGCAUCAGCCCGUCAGUUGGCAAAAGCUUUGGAAGUUCCAUUGGUCAAUGAUUUAGGAUAUACAAAGAGAUAUGUGCGGUGCCUUCAGAUAUCAGAAGUGGUAAAUAGUAUGAAAGACCUGAUAGAUUAUAGCAGAGAAACACGAACUGGACCCAUGGACAGCUUAGCAAAAUUUCCUCGUAGAACAAGUGGUUCGUCUGGACUUCAUAGUCAGGCACAACAGUCUGAAGAUCAUUUACAGCAGCAGUCACAGCCUCAGCAGCCACUCCCGCAUAUGGUUCCCCAUACUUCAAAUGGUGAUCAAAAUUCUGUGCAAACUGCUGCGAUGCAGAUUACUUCUACCAAUGGUGUGACAAAUGUAAAUAAUUCUGUCAAUGCAGCAUCUGCAUCAACCACCACAAGCACCAUUGUUGGACUUCUCCACCAGAAUUCUGUGAAUUCUAGACAAAAUUCAAUGAACAAUGCAAGUAGUCCUUAUGGAGGUAGUUCGGUUCAAAUUCCAUCCCCAGGUUCGUCUGGUAAUGUUCCACAAGCGCAACCAAAUGCAUCCCCUUUUCAAUCACCCACACCAUCCUCAUCUAACAAUCCACAAACAUCUCAUCCGGCAUUAACUUCUGGAAACCACAUGGGUACGGCAAAUUCACCAGCCAAUAUUCCCUUGCAACAACAACAGACUUCUCACCCUGCUGAAGCUGACACGACGGAUGCCCAGAGCUCAGUCCAGAAAAUCAUUCAUGAUAUGAUGAUGUCCUCCCAGAUGAACGGCCCAGGUGGAAUGACUGGUUCUCUUGGAAACGACAUGAAAAAUGUAAACGGGAUUCUACAAGGGAGUAACAAUUCAGGGCUCAACAAUAACGGUGGCCAUGUGGGUAAUGGGGGUGUGAACAGUAAUUCAGGUGUUGGGGUUGGUGGUUAUGGCACAAUGGGUCUUGGUCCAUCGGGUAUGAGCAAUGGAAUGAGACCUGUAAUGGGACAUAAUUCCAUAAUGAAUGGAAGGGGAGGACUGGCAUCUCUUGCUCGCGAGCAAGUUAUGAAUCAGCAGGAUUUGUCAACCCAACUACUUAGUGGGCUAGGAGCAGUAAAUGGCUUUAAUAAUCUUCAAUUUGAUUGGAAACCAUCUCCAUGAGAGCCUUUGUAAUCUUAUGGAUGUUGCGAUUCUUGGGCGGCUGCUUGUGCAGCAUGAGAAAUGCUAGAAUUGCCUUCGCCCCACUGGCCCUCGAGAUGGCAGAACACAAUAUGGGGUCGUGAUAGGGUCCUUGUACUAAUCUGUUGUUUUUAUAUAUAUAAAAGUGAAAAUUUGUUGGCUGGUUGUUUGGCU
Messenger RNA from Vigna radiata var. radiata (mung bean), 3500 nucleotides. Its product is annotated as transcriptional corepressor SEUSS. The record is from RefSeq and is a predicted model, not a curated record. Gene Ontology annotation, biological process: positive regulation of transcription by RNA polymerase II; negative regulation of transcription by RNA polymerase II. NCBI's taxonomy places the organism in Eukaryota, Viridiplantae, Streptophyta, Magnoliopsida, Fabales, Fabaceae. Gene Ontology annotation, cellular component: transcription regulator complex; nucleus. The transcript has 10 exons. Bases 597 to 3308 code for a protein of 903 amino acids.